AUGACUUCACCGCAAAGCCAAAGUAAACACAACAACCUCCUGAAGAGGAGACGCGACCUUCUCAACGUCCUCCUCACAUCAAAACUCCAACAUGACGUGAAGGAUGGCAAUGAAUGGUCACACUCCUGGAGGAUCCUGAAAAGAUGGAUCCCACCAGACCAGCAUGACCUGGAUGAGAACCAGCAUGAUGAAGAUGACACAGACGAUGAGGAAAGCGUGGACAAUGGAUGGUUAGAUGAUGAGGAAGAAGAGGUUGAAAAAUCAGAGGAGAGAUCGCGAGAAGAAGAGGAGGAGAGCAACCAAGAUAAGACAGAAGAGGAGGAUGAGGGGGUUGAUGUGGAGGAGGAAGAGGAUGACAGCAGUGAAGAGGAUACUGACGUGAAGCUAGAAGAUGACCCUGAAGAUGAGGAGGAGGACGAUGAUCAGGUGGAUGGAGAAGAGGCCGAUGAAGAGGGGGAAGGAGAUGAAGAGCUUGAAGAGGAAAAUGAAACACAGGAGGAAGAAGAUGAGAAGGAUGGUGAGGACAGUGGAAUGACUGAGGAGAAGAACGUUUAUAACAAAGACAACCAAGAGAUGGAAGAAGUAGAUGAUCUGCAGAAGAGCAACAAUCCAUGCGUGGAUGAGGAGACAGAGGAGAAGGAAAAUGGAGAUGAGGAGGAUGAGGAAGCGCACGAUAAAAUGCACAUGGAGGAGAAUAAGAGAGACGUACAAGGAGAUGAGGUUGAGAAGGACAGGAGGAGAGCGACUGAGGUGGAGGAAGAAGUGGAGGAGGAAGAAGUCAGUGGUGACGAGGUUGCGAAAGACAGGAGAGAAGAGCCUGAGGAGGACAAUGAAGCUGAGGAAGAGGAGAUGGACAAGACGGAAGAGGCUGAGGAGCAAGAGGAGCAAGUCAAAGGGGAGGAGGUUGACAAGGACAAGAAGGAGGAGAAUGAAGAGGAGGAGGCUGUUGAUGAGGAGGAAGAAGAUGAAGUCGAGGAACAGGAGGUGGAAAAGGACAAGAGGGAAGAGACAGAAGAGGAGGAGGAGGACGAUGAAGUUGAGGAGGAGGAGGUUGAGAUGGACAAGAGGGAAGAACCUGAGGAGGAAGAGGAGGAAGUCAAAGGGGAGGAGGUUGAGAAGCACAUGAAGGAGGAGACUGAAGAGGAGGAGGAGGAGGCUGUUGAUGAGGAGGAAGAAGGUGAAGUCGAGGAAGAGGAGGUGGAGAAGGACAAGAGGGAAGAGGCUGAGGAGGAUGAUGAAGCUGAGGAAGAGGAGGUGGAGAAGGACAAGAGGGAAGAGGCUGAGGAGGAUGAUGAAGUUGAGGAAGAGGAGGUGGAGAAGGACAAGAGGGAAGAGGAUGAGGAGGAUGAUGAAGUCGAGGAUGAGGACGUAGAGAAGGAUAAAAGGGAAGAAACUGAGGAGGAGGAGGAGGAAGAGGAGGAGGAGCAAGUCAUGGAGGAGGACGCUGAGAAGCACAAAAGGGAAGAAACUAAGGAGGAGGAGGAAGAUGAGAACGAGAAGUGGGAAGAGUCUGAGGAGGAGGAAGAGGAAGUCGAAGAGGAGGAGCUUGAGAAUAGGGAAGAGGAUGACAAGAACGAGGAAGAGGAGGUGGAGGAGGAAGACAAGCAGGUCCAAAUUGAACAUGAAGAGGACGUAGAAGGAGGUCAAGAACAUGAGGAGAGUGAAGCAAACCAACAGGAUGAAAAGAUGAAGAUAAAUGCAGAAGAAGAGGAAGAGGAAUGUGGCAUCAACGUGAAGUUUGAAGAUGAGGAGAGCGAGGAGAACAGCGAUGAUGAUAAUGACGAAGAGGACGGCGAGAACGAUGAGCAGGCAGACGUAAACGGUCAAAAGCAAGAAGUAGAGGGUGAUGAUGAAAACGAGGAAGAUGAUAAACCUGAGGAGCAUCAGCAUGAAGAUGACGAAGACCCCAACGUAGAUGUACAACCAACGGACCACCAGUCCUCAAAAGCAACCAAACACAGAUUAAAGACUCCUCUGCAUCUGCAGUUCCACAAAGUCCAUGCCUCCUUCUCCUCCUGGAAGAAGUCUUGGAUGGUGGCAAUGGCUCACAGGGUAGGCGACGAGGACCAGGAGAGCGAGGACGAAGCUGAGGAGCAAGGGGUGUUGCGGGCUUGGCGAGAAUCAUGGAGGAUCUGCCGCUGGAAGAAGCCAGAUGAGGAUGAAGUGGUGUGUUUCUCCAGCAGGCAUCGCAGCGUGAGACACCACAGACCGAUGCAUGAAGAAGACCACCUGCUGAAGAAGGAAUGGACUCAGAGCUGGAAGACCCCCAAGAAGAGCAAUGACACCCAACAGGUCAUUUGAUGGAAUAACAACAAGAUUGUUGACGUUUGUUGAUUCUCAUCAAGUUUCGCCACAUUUCCACCAAGCGGGACACUUGAGCCACGCUUUGGUUAUUGGGAAAUAGGGAUUCGUACCGACACUCAGUACAGUCG
Molecule: messenger RNA, 2432 nt
Organism: Doryrhamphus excisus (bluestripe pipefish)
Lineage: Eukaryota; Metazoa; Chordata; Actinopteri; Syngnathiformes; Syngnathidae
Source: RefSeq, a predicted model, not a curated record